CUCAGGUACUGGAGCAGCCAGAUUUUGUGCAGCGAAGGGCAGGGACUGAGACGCUGCGCCAGGUCCCAGAUGUGUCCUCAAGCUCUCGAGGGGCAGAUCUAGCAGCCAGCGGCAGCCCCCCCGCCCCUCCCCGCAGCGGCCCGCGGGCCAGACGUGGCUUCCUGGGCCGGGAGUUCCAAGGCCGCCAAGCAGGAGAAGUUGCACCUUCACCUCCUGGCACCGCAGCCGAUCGCUCCACGCCCCCGCGUGAGGCCGAUGACCAGAACCGAGACCGGCAGCCGGUGCCCGCUGCUACCAAAGUGAGUGCAAGACGCCCUGUCCCGGGCCGUUCCGGUCAGUUCCCUCCUGACCCCGGAGAGCGGCCGUCGCACACGCCCAGCUCCCUGCCCGUUGCCUCCGGCUGGCCAGUCCUUGCUGCGAGCCGGGUGAGGGACGAGCCUGCGCCGCUAACCAGUUGCAUUACCCCACGACUGCGCCUGCUUCACCGCGGGACAGACACGGCUGGGGAGGAACAGGCAGCAACAGGCUCCCCCCGCGAUGGACCGGAGGAAGCCGCGGCUGCUGCUGGCCGGACUCUGGGUCGCUGCCCUCCUGCUGCCGGGAGAGUGCCACCCGCCCCCCCGCCUGCCCGCCUCGGCGCCGGCCCCGCUGGAGGACGCGGAGCAGGAGCAGGGCUACUACCUUCAGCAGCUCUUCGGGCUGUACGGGGAGAACGGCACCUUGUCCUUCCACGGCCUCACCCGCCUGCUGCAGAGCCUGGGCCUAGGCCAGGUGCAGGUGGUGGAGAUGGAGCACGAGGCGCUGGGCCACGGGCACGUCAGCCACCUGGACAUCCUGGAGGUGCAGGACAACAAGCACCGGCACUCGCACUCGGCCCUGGAGCACGCCGGGGCGGAGCCGCCCAGCCUGGGCCCCGAGGUGCAGAGACAGAACGGCACCUCCAGGCCGGGAUCCCCUGGAAGGAACCAGCCAGAGACCGUCCGGCUGCACCAGGCUGACCCGAUGCCUACCCUCCCGCCCUCGGACACAGAAGGGCCCAGCGCCACCUGCCCCCCAGGGCACCUUGGGAGCAGAAGAGACCCUGUCCAGCCCCCCCCAACCCCGCCCCGCCUGACCCUGCUGGAGCGGGUGCUGGCCCUGGACCACUCCGUUGCCAACCACCUGCACGAGGAUUGUCUCAACGUGACGCAGCUGCUGGUGAACUUCGGGCUGAAUGCCGGCUCCCAGAUCACGCCCGAGCAGUUUACGCUGCUGUGCCCGGCCCUGCUCUACCAGAUCGACAGCCGGGUCUGCAUCCGGCACCACGACCAGCUGACACCAGAGCCCCUGGGGGGGGCGCUGUGGCCAGUUCUAGGCUGGGGCUUCCUGGCCAUCACGCUCAUCAGCCUGCCCUCGGCGCUGGCCCUCCUGCUGGUGCCUUUCCUCGGCCGCGACUUCGGCCGCCUCCUGCUGGCCUUCCUGGUGGCGCUGGCCGUGGGGACACUGUGCGGGGACGCCCUCCUUCACCUGUGGCCGCACGUACGUACAGGCUCGCCGGGCUCCCCAGCACCCCCUGACCCCCGCCGGGCCCCCCAGCCGGGCAGGCCCGAGCUGGAAAGCCUGGGACCGGGGAAGCACCCAUGGGAGGCGGCGGGAGACGAGGUCGUCUGUGGCUCCAUCGAGCAGAGCGUCUGCCAUUGCAGACAGGGAGCCCAUCACACCCCCAGCCCCCACCCGGGCAUCCUCUCGGCCCCCCUGCCUAUCCCAGCUUGCCCAAGGAGGCACCAGGAGACCCCGCGGGAGCAGCAGGACUCGGUGCUGAAGGGACUGUCGGUCCUGGGGGGCAUUUACGUCUUGUUCCUCAUCGAACACCUCCUGGGCACGCUGAAGCAGAGACGGAGCCGACUGAGCCGCGCCGCAGGAAGGAGCCCAGCUCUGGAUGCAGACGGAAACCGCAGCUUGACCCUGCGGGCAUCGGCGCCUUCCCCAGGCGCAGAAGCCGAAUCGCAGCGUCUGACGGCCCCGGGGCCGCGCAGCGACAGCCCCGGCCGGGGAGAGGAGGGGACGAGGCAGCCAGCGCCGAGCGCGGAACGGACAGACGGAGGAGCUGGCCACCAUGGACACUCGCACGGCCCGGCGGCCGGCAGUGCCGACAUCGUCUGGAUGGUCAUCCUGGGGGACGGGAUACACAACCUGACGGAUGGGCUGGCCAUCGGGGCUGCGUUUUCUGAGGGCAUCUCCAGCGGCUUGAGCACCACGGUCGCCGUCUUCUGCCAUGAACUGCCCCAUGAGCUCGGCGACCUGGCCAUGUUGCUGCAGGCGGGCCUGCCCGUCAAGAGAGUGCUUCUCUCCAACCUCGUGUCGGCCUUCCUGGCGUCUGGCAUGGCGGUGGGCACGGUGGUCAGCCAGGGCGCCUCGCCAAUCACCCCCUGGAUCUUCUCCAUCACAGCGGGCAUCUUUCUCUAUGUGGCGCUGGUGGACAUGCUGCCCGAGAUGCUGUGGCGAAGCUCCGGCGGGAACAGGAGGCCCGUGACGUAUUUCGCCCUCCAGAACCUGGGCUUUCUCCUGGGGGCGGCUAUCAUGCUGUGCAUCGCCCUCUUCGAAGGGCAGAUGAGCUUCCGUGUGGAUCUGUAACACGGGGGUGGCCACACGGCUCGCCGAACUCGGACGGGACGGGGCGAGGUUCCGGGCACCCCCUGCCCCAUGGCUGCUUCGCAGAGAACUAGGACCCCGGACUCUCUUCCUGCUGACGGCUGGUGCGUGACACCCAGGGCAGCCCCCCCACUAUCUGUUUGCUCCACAUCCCCCGGGGGCAAGCGUGGGUCGUACUUGGGGGGGCCCGGAGCUGACUGGUGCGGAAGAGGGGCAGCGUUUUGCUGUUCAGUUCAGGGAGGAGAGCGUGUGGCCAGCACAAUCCCCUACCCCCCUUUCCGUGAGAACACUGCCGUUCAGUCUCAGCGUCUGCCCGACAUUUCGGUAUGUCACGUGCACGAGGCCAGGCUGGCCCCCGAGCGAGUCUCGGCGUUUCGGAGAGGGAAACGCAGCCGAUCCGUGGGCGAUUUUGGGGCGGAGUGCAGGAGACGUCGCUAAAGGGGGGAGCGCCAGAGUCCGAUGGGAGCCAACAGCCCCACGCAGAGGGUGCGUUCAUCGCCGGGAGGAGACGUUCAUCUGGGGAGCGGACACGGGAACUCUUACCUUCACCACCGUCCAGAGACAAGCGGCAGCGCUCCUUCCGCUCCACCGCCCGGGAUAGAGCCUCCGAAGUCCGCUGGGCAGCUAACCGGUUUAACCGAACUGAACAAAAAGAAUCCACCCCACCCCCCCCGCGCCUGCCCACUGAAGCUAUGGUUCUGCAGGGUGCUGCGACUUACCAGACCAGUUUCCCCACCUAGCCUCUGCCAACAGCUUCUGUAAGGACCAAAUCCAGUUUAAUUGACUGGGGGGUCAGGAAACCAGAAUUCCGUUCCCAGCUCUGCCACUGACUUUCCUGAGUGAACCUGGACAACUCGCCCCGCCCCGUGCCUCAGUUUCCCCCAUCUGUAAAACAGACAUGGUGAUUCUGCCCUGCUUUGAGAUCUGAUCUACGGCUGAAAAGCGCUGCAGGAGAGCCCCCCGCUCCCCCCCGGCGCUAACCCCCAGGGCUGGGCGGUGGGAAAGGAGGACGGGCGAGGAAGUAGAAGCAAUAGCAUUUUAAUAAACAUAAUUGAUUCAAAGCCACAAUAUGAAGAACAGGACUUGGUUGCAGCAUACAUUGUAUAAAAUAGAUCAAGUCUGAAUGCUUUUAUUUUGAGUUCCCCCCCCCCCCCCGGUGCCCCCCCCAACUGAUGCAGGAUUUCUCAAAAUACACACAUGGAACAUCUCCGACAAAAAGGGAACGUGGGGAGUGGGCAAGGCAAAGGGGUGGCAUUCACGCUGCGGGGGUGGAUGGCUUCUUGGGGGGUUUCCUUAUUCAAUUGCACAGCCCCACGAGGGGGUUUAACAGCUUUGGGUUUCCCUUGACAAACAGGAUUUUGUAUUUGUUUAAAUUUCCUCCACAGAGACAAGUGCUUGGUUGGUCAGGACUUGAUGUUGGCGCCCCCCCCGGGUGCCGGGUUGUACGGGAGGGGAGAGAAACCAGCGUGGCCCAAAUCUUGCCAAGCCAGGCACCUGCAGCCUCUCGCCCCUGGGGGGGGGGGGGUCUAGGAGAGGGUUUCACACCUUUUUUUCCUUUUUAAAUGUUAAUUGCACAUCAAAACUCUGCUGUAUUUCAUGCCGCGUCCCCGCAGGGUCCCAUACACCUCUGCCGGUAAAGCAGUCGUCCCGAUACUCCACCCACCCACCCGUCAACCGGCAGGGCAAUUUUUGUGCUUUAAACCAGCGGAGGAAGGAAGAAUGAACUGGUUCAGGGGGCUGGGGAGGGGGGAGAUACAGUUGAAGUCUCUUCCAAAGAUUGGUCCAGGACUUGCCCAUAUACCUGCCCUCUGCUGAUAUUGCGGGGGGGGGGGGGG
Molecule: messenger RNA, 4466 nt
Organism: Malaclemys terrapin pileata
Lineage: Eukaryota; Metazoa; Chordata; Testudines; Emydidae
Gene: SLC39A5
Product: solute carrier family 39 member 5
Biological process (GO): zinc ion import across plasma membrane; BMP signaling pathway; intracellular zinc ion homeostasis
Cellular component (GO): membrane
Molecular function (GO): zinc ion transmembrane transporter activity
Source: RefSeq, a predicted model, not a curated record